CAUCAUUAAUUAGCUUGUUAAAGGGCUGAGAGGAGCGGGAGGGGCCAGCAGGGCUCUUUCUGAAACAGCUGUGGUUGUAAUUAGGUGGAAGUGUGGUUGGCUAUUAUUUAUUCCGGUUAUGAUUACUCCGGGAUCAGCAUCCCUGAUUGGCGGCUUGUCUGGGAAGGCCCCCCUCUCUCCUAACCACCCGUCAGUCUUCGGAAUCAUUGGUGCCUGCCUGUUUGGGAGGGCCUCUGGGUGUGCCAGAGAAGUGGGUGGCUUUGUCCACUAUGGUUACCUGUGGUGGGCUUCUCAGCCUACUGGCCCCUUCGCCGCCUCCCUCGGCAAUGCCUAGGGUCCCGGCAACAGGCUCCCGAGCUGCUCAGUGGGAGGGCUGCCAUGGCAUCCACGUGGCCUGGAUGCCCCUUGCCCUUGUGGCUUGCCUGAACUGAACUGUCUCAGCGUCCAGGAAUGUAGACUUCCCUGCCAGUCUCAGCGCAGACUGGCAUGAAGCUUGGGGUGCCAAGUGGCACCAGAUUGGGUAGAUAGGCUGGGCGCAGCGGUGUGGACAGAUCGGGAGGGUGAUUGGAGAGAGCACCAGGGCUCUCCCAACGUAGCAUCUUUUGCAGGAGUCCUGCAGUGUGGCCGGGAGGAGGAGGAGUCCUGUUAGCCAGGCUCAGGAGCCUCUGCACACACCUGCCGCCGUGCACACUCUUGGUGCCCCUGGCUACGUUUCUGGCUUCCACAUACCCUCCCCUCUCCGUGUAGUCACCCUUACUGGGCAGGACUGGGCUUGUGUCUCCUGCCUGGGAAUGUGCUUGGCUGAGGCAGGGCCCACUGGCCCUAGGCUUGGCUAGAUUCCACGGAAGACCAAGGAGCAGGAAGAUAUCAGGCCAGAGGGUGCUUUGUCGGAGAGAAGGAAGGUGGUGGCUCUCCCCCGGCCACGUCAUGGCUGUAUGUUGUGCCUGGGUCAGUCGACCUUCCUCCGCUUUAACCACCCGGCUGAAGCCAAGUGGAUGAAGAGCAUGAUUCCGGCAGGGGGCCGGGCCCCCGGGCCCCCCUACAGUCCUGGCUCAGAAUCGGAAAGCCUGGUGAAUGGGAACCACGCGCCACAGCCCGCGACCCGGGGCGCCUCUGCCUGCGCCAGCCACAGUUCCCUGGUGAGCUCUAUUGAGAAGGACCUGCAGGAGAUCAUGGAUUCGCUGGUGCUAGAGGAGCCCGGAGCGGCCGGCAAGAAGCCUGCCGCGACUUCCCCACUGUCGCCAAUGGCUAAUGGUGGGCGUUACUUGCUGUCCCCGCCGACCAGCCCUGGUGCCAUGUCUGUGGGCUCCAGCUACGAGAACACCUCUCCAGCCUUCUCUCCGCUCUCCUCACCAGCCAGCAGUGGGAGCUGUGCCAGCCACUCACCCAGCGGGCAGGAGCCAGCACCUUCCGUGCCGCCGCUGGUGCCUGCCCGUUCCUCUAGCUACCACCUGGCCCUGCAGCCCCCACAGUCCCGACCGGGCGGCGCCCGCUCCUCCGAGAGCCCCCGGCUGGGCCGGAAAGGGGGUCACGAGAGGCCUCCCAGCCCCGGCCUCCGAGGUCUGCUGACGGACAGCCCCGCGGCCACUGUCUUGGCGGAGGCCCGCAGAGCCACCGAGAGCCCCCGGCUGGGUGGGCAGCUGCCCGUGGUGGCCAUCAACCUGAGUGAAUACCCAGCUUCCGGUGCCCGAAGCCAGCCCACGAGCAUUCCUGGAAGCCCCAAGUUGCAGCCUCCGGUCCCUGCUCCCCGAAACAAGAUCGGCACCCUCCAGGACCGCCCUCCCAGCCCUUUCCGUGAGCUGCCAGGCACCGAGCGGGUGCUGACAACCAGCCCCUCACGCCAGCUGGUGGGCCGAACAUUUUCAGAUGGGUCAGCCACCCGCACCCUGCAGCCUCCUGAGAGUCCCCGCCUGGGCCGGCGGGGCCUGGACAGCAUGCGGGAACUCCCUCCGUUGAGCCCGUCUCUGUCGCGACGGGCUCUCUCCCCCAUGCCCACCAGGACUACGCCAGAUCCCAAGCUAACCAGGGAAGUGGUGGAGAGUCCCCGGGCCCGGCGCUGGGCAGCCCACGGGGCGUCACCGGAGGACUUCUCCCUGACGCUGGGGGCACGGGGCCGUAGGACACGGAGCCCCUCACCCACGCUCGGGGAGUCACUGGCACCCCGCAAGGGCAGCUUCAGUGGCAGGCUGAGCCCAGCCUAUAGUCUGGGCUCUCUGACCGGGGCUUCGCCCCGCCAGAGCCCCCGUGCCCAGAGGAAGCUGUCCAGUGGGGACUUGCGGGUCCCUGUCACUCGGGAGCGGAAAAAUAGCAUCACGGAGAUCAGUGACAACGAGGACGACCUCCUGGAGUACCACCGGCGGCAGCACCAAGAACGGCUCUGGGAGCAGGAGAUGGAGAGACUGGAACGCCAGCGCCUGGAGACCAUCCUGAACCUGUGUGCUGAGUACAGCCGGGCCGACGGGGCACCCGAGGCUGGGGAGCUGCCCAGCAUCGGGGAAGCCGCCGCAGCAUUGGCGCUGGCGGGCCGGAGGCCCUCUCGAGGCCUUUCAGCGGCCACCGGAGCCUCUGGGCGGGGCACCGAGGAGCCCGGGGGUGCCACCCAGCGCCUGUGGGAGUGCGUGGACCGCUCAGAUGAGGAGAAUCUCAAGGAGGAGUGCAGCAGCACUGAGAGCACCCAGCAGGAGCAUGAAGAUGCACCCAGCGCCAAGCUCCAGGGGGAGGUGCUGGCCCUGGAAGAGGAGCGGGCUCAGGUGUUGGGGCGAGUGGAGCAGCUCAAGGUCCGUGUGAAGGAGCUCGAGCAGCAGCUGCAGGAGUCCGCCCGCGAGGCUGAAAUGGAACGAGCAUUGCUGCAGGGGGAGAGGGAGGCAGAGCGGGCGUUGCUGCAGAAGGAGCAGAAGGCCGUGGACCAGCUGCAGGAAAAGUUGGUGACCUUGGAAACCGGCAUCCAGAAGGAGAGGGACAAGGAGAGGGCGGAGCUGGCCGCGGGACGGAGGCACCUGGAGGCCCGCCAGGCGCUCUACGCCGAGCUCCAGACGCAGCUCGAUAACUGCCCCGAGUCAGUGCGGGAACAGUUACAGGAGCAGCUGAGAAGGGAGGCCGAGGCCCUGGAGACGGAGACAAAGCUGUUUGAGGACUUGGAGUUCCAGCAGCUGGAGCGGGAGAGCCGCGUGGAGGAGGAGCGUGAGCUGGCGGGCCAGGGGCUGCUCCGGAGCAAGGCCGAGCUGCUCCGGAGCAUCACCAAGAGGAAGGAGCGCCUGGCAGUCCUGGACAGUCAGGCCGGGCAGAUCCGGGCCCAGGCCGUGCAAGAGUCCGAGCGCCUGGCGCGGGACAAGAACGCCUCCCUGCAGCUGCUGCAGAAGGAGAAGGAGAAACUCACGAUGCUGGAAAGAAGGUACCACUCACUCACGGGAGGCAGGCCUUUCCCGAAGACCACGUCGACCCUCAAAGAGUACGUGACGCUUGAGCAGCUAAAGGCGAUGUGGGGCACCUCGCCCAUGCCCGCAGCCCCUGUGCCAGGCCUGCCUCUCUGGGCCCCUGCCUCCCGGGACCUGGUUCCCACCACCUGCCUUCCUCCCGUGCUGCCCUCUUCCUCCUCCUUCGCUUCCAUCACGCCUUCACCCAAGAUGGAGGAGCUGCUGCUCCCUGCUGUAGGCUUAGAGCAGUGGUACCAGGAGCUGAUGGCCGGGCUGGGGACCGGCCCCGCUACAGCCUCCCCGCGCUCCUCUCCCCCGCCUCUGCCCGCCAAAGCUUCCCGGCAGCUGCAGGUUUACCGCUCCAAGAUGGAUGGUGAGGCCACCAGCCCCCUGCCCCGGACCCGCAGCGGCCCCCUCCCCUCUUCCUCUGGGUCUUCUUCCUCCUCCUCCCAGCUCAGCGUGGCUACCCUGGGCCGUAGCCCCUCCCCAAAGAGUGUCCUCCUUGCCCAGAAUGGCACGAGCAGCCUUCCUCGCAACCUGGCGGCCACGCUGCAGGACAUUGAGACCAAGCGCCAGCUGGCCCUGCAGCAGAAGGGGCAGCAGGUGAUCGAGGAGCAGCGGCGGCGCCUGGCCGAGCUGAAGCAGAAGGCUGCGGCCGAGGCGCAGUGCCAGUGGGAUGCCCUGCACGGGGCGGCCCCCUUCCCGCCCGGCCCCUCGGGCUUCCCCCCGCUCAUGCACCACUCCAUCCUGCACCACCUGCCGGCCGGCCGAGAGCGCGGGGAGGACGGCGAGCACGCCUACGACACCCUGAGCCUGGAGAGCUCCGACAGCAUGGAGACCAGCAUCUCCACGGGCGGCACCUCGGCCUGCUCCCCGGACACCGUGUCCAGCGUGAGCGGCCUGGACGUGGGGAAGAUCGAGGAGAUGGAGAAGAUGCUGAAAGAAGCGCACGCGGAGAAGAGCCGCCUCAUGGAGUCGAGGGAGCGGGAGUUGGAGCUCCGGAGGCAGGCCCUGGAGGAGGAGCGGAGGCGGCGGGAGCAGGUGGAACGGAGGCUGCAGAGCGAGAGCGCCAGGAGGCAGCAGCUGGUGGAGAAGGAGGUCAAGAUGCGGGAGAAACAGUUCUCCCAGGCACGACCCCUGACUCGCUACCUGCCAAUCCGGAAGGAGGACUUUGAUCUGAAGACCCACAUUGAGUCGUCGGGCCACGGUGUCGAUACCUGCCUGCACGUGGUGCUCAGCAGCAAGGUCUGCCGCGGCUACUUGGUCAAGAUGGGGGGCAAGAUUAAGUCGUGGAAGAAGCGCUGGUUUGUCUUCGACCGGCUCAAGCGCACCCUUUCCUAUUAUGUGGACAAGCAUGAGACGAAGCUGAAGGGGGUCAUCUACUUCCAGGCCAUCGAGGAGGUCUACUAUGACCACCUGCGCAGUGCGGCCAAGAGCCCGAACCCAGCCCUCACCUUCUGUGUGAAGACCCAUGACCGGCUCUACUACAUGGUGGCCCCAUCUGCCGAGGCCAUGCGCAUCUGGAUGGAUGUCAUCGUGACCGGAGCUGAGGGCUACACUCAAUUCAUGAACUGACCGGUGUGGACCUCCUGGACCCUCGGGCCAGCCCACCUGCCGCUCUGCCCUGGAGACAGAGGUGCACACCGGGCCACACAGGAGUGCCCCCAGAGGCCUGGAAGGGCAGAGCGUGCCUGGGGCUGUUGUAGGUGACUUUGUACUGUUCUACGGUGUAAGGAGCUCAUCCUGUGAAUUUCUGGGCUCAGGCCCCCUGAAGAACAAGCGAGCAGAUGAAAAGUGGGGAGGCUCCCGGGAGCCCAGAAUCUGCAGUAACCUUGGAGGGCCCUGCCCCAGGCCUGAGGAGCUGUCACAAGAGGGGGCCUCAAGCUCUGACCUGGCACCUGCACUCCCCAGCCUGUGUUCUCUUUUGCAAAAGGACAAAUUAUGGUACCAGAAUCUGCCAAAGAUCCCUUCUUGCCUCAGCCCCCUUUGCGGGGGCCUUGGGGGCUGAGGAGAACCACAUCAAGAGUGGGGUAACAGCUCAGGCGGUGUACUUCUCCAGCCCUGCUCUACCCUGUUCUCCCCUGUCUUUGUUCAAGGGCCAGAGACCUCCAGUGCCAUCCUUGAGGUCCUAACCUCAUCCCCUUUUUGCAGACCCCCAACCACGAUCUCCACAGUGACUGCUUCAUCGCCAUGGUCAUACACUCGUUGCCGUGGCUCCGCCCAUGCUGCAGCCGUGGGCCCAUCCGAGGGUACAAGGGUACGUACUGCGACCUCUCCAGCCCAGGACCUUGUGCAUCUCAUGCCGGGGGAAGGGACCAAGCACCCUCUCCCUGCCCCCUAUGUCUCCAGGCCCUGGUGCACAGCCGGCCGCCCCCUAGUCCAGACCUCUCCCUUGCACUCGUGCCUUGCUUAGAGCCGGAAGGGACGAAGCUUGGACAUCCAGAGACUGGAGGAAGGAAGCAGAUGUGAGAGGCAGCUAGACUGGGUUCUACAGAACUGGCUGGGUUUCUAACAGGGACGGAGGGCCGCUCAGAUGCCCGCUGGGGGAAACCUGAGCAGGAGCCGAGGGGGAGGACCCUGGGGGCUGGCUGCCCUCCCUUCCGCCUCAGAAGGAUGACAGAAAUGGAGAGCAGAGGACCAGGCCCCCAGCUGUCUGGCCUCAGCCCUUCACGCCUUAACACUAAGCCCACAACCCUGCUCCUCUGCCCAACAUUGGGCCAUGGUUGCCCGGCCUGGGCGAUUUUCAGUAUUUGUAAGCAUCUCAACGGAACAAUAAAGCAUUUGGAGUAUGUGUUUGGGAA
Messenger RNA from Lynx canadensis (Canada lynx), 6214 nucleotides. RefSeq names its product pleckstrin homology like domain family B member 1 (gene PHLDB1). The transcript is spliced from 21 exons. NCBI's taxonomy places the organism in Eukaryota, Metazoa, Chordata, Mammalia, Carnivora, Felidae. Gene Ontology annotation, cellular component: basal cortex. Bases 936 to 4988 code for a protein of 1350 amino acids. Gene Ontology annotation, molecular function: protein binding. The record is from RefSeq and is a predicted model, not a curated record. Gene Ontology annotation, biological process: regulation of microtubule cytoskeleton organization.